Molecule: messenger RNA, 3838 nt
Organism: Periophthalmus magnuspinnatus
Lineage: Eukaryota; Metazoa; Chordata; Actinopteri; Gobiiformes; Gobiidae
Gene: ubash3bb
Product: ubiquitin associated and SH3 domain containing Bb
Exons: 14
Coding region: 222-2153 (643 amino acids)
Molecular function (GO): protein binding
Source: RefSeq, a predicted model, not a curated record
ACUGUCAACAUCCAGGGCAUCUGUAAUUGGCUGCCUGCUCCAGAGGCGGGGCAGCGAGGUGGAGUGGCUCUGCGUGGCCGUGCGCCGCUGCUCUCCCCUCGGCUCCGCUCAGUCGAGGUUACCGCUGCUUCUCCCUCCCUCUGCCCCUCUCCUGCGCGCACAGAGGACACCCAUGGACUAACCACAGAGAGAGCAGAGCGCAGUGGACUUUUCAGGGGACAAUGGCGGCUAAAGAGGACAUUUACAGCAAAAUCCUUCCUCGCAGGCUGCGUCAAAACCGUCUUGGUUCGGUGAAAUGUGGCUCCAACCUGGACGUGCUGCUGUCCAUGGGCUUCCCCAGACCAAGGGCACUUAAAGCCCUGGUGUCGACGGGAGGCCGGAGUGUCCAAGCUGCCUGUGACUGGCUGUUCUCUCACGUAGACGACCCGUUCCUGGAUGACCCUCUGCCCCGUGAGUUUGUGCUGUACCUGCGCCCCAGCGGACCCCUCCAGAACCAACUGUCCCACUUCUGGCAGCAGAGUCGAGUCACCUGCGGCAAAAACAAGGCCCACAACAUCUUCCCCCACAUCACCCUCUGCCAGUUCUUCAUGUGUGCAGAUCACAAAGUGGAGGCCCUGUGUGAGUCCUUACAGAGCACCGUGCAGCAGUGGAGGGGCCGUUUUCCCAGUCCUUUGCCCCUGGAGCUCUACACCUCCUCAAACUUCAUCGGGCUCUUUGUGGAGGACCAGGUGGCGGACGUGCUCAAACAAUUCGCCGCUGACUUCGCCACAGAGGCAACACGGAAAGCGGAAGUCCACGUGGAGCCUCAUAAGAAGCAGCUCCAUGUGACGUUGGCCUAUAAUUUCCCCACGGAUCACCUGCCGUCUCUGGAGAAACUGGCCAAAGGCAUCGAGGUCAAGCUGGGCUGUGAUUGGCUCGCCGUGCUCUUCUCACGAGACAUUCGAUUUGCGAACCAUGAGACGUUGCGGGUGCAGUACCCCUACACUCCGCAGAACGAGGACGAGCUGGAGUUAGUCCCGGGGGAUUAUGUCUUCAUGUCUCCUGUGGACCAGAACAGCACCAGUGAGGGCUGGGUGUUCGGGACGUCCCUCUCCACGGGGCUGUCCGGUUUACUGCCCGAAAACUACGUGACCCUGGCAGAUGAGUCGGACACGUGGAUCUUUCACGGGUCCCACUCGUUCUUCAGCUGCGGUCCGUCCGACAAAAGCGCUAAAGACAGAGGCAUGUUUGAUGGACUGCUGGACGGUCGCCGCCCUGAAAACUCCAGUCCCGGAGAAACGCCCUCCCUCAGUCUCAUCUGUCAUCCCAUGCAGCAGGUUCUGCGGAUCAGCGGCAGUCACUCUCGACAGCCCAAGAGGACGCUUUUCGUUUGCCGUCAUGGAGAGAGGAUGGACGUGGUGUUUGGGAAGCACUGGCUCUCCCUCUGCUCCGAUAGUAAAGGUCGCUACAUUCGCUCAAACCUGAACAUGCCUCCGAGUAUCCCGAUGUGGGGAGGACAGAGGGACUACGACAUGGACGCUCCCAUCACUGUGUUAGGAUGUACGCAGGCACGACUCGUGGGUGAGGCGCUAUUGGAAAGUAACACAAUAAUAGAGUUUGUGUACUGCUCUCCUUCGUUACGAUGUGUCCAGACAGCGCAGAAUAUCCUAAAAGGUCUGCAGCAGGAGGGGAAGCUGAAGCUGCGGAUAGAGCCAGGUCUGUUUGAAUGGACCAAGUGGGUUUCAGGAAACUCACUUCCUGCUUGGAUUUCUCCCUCUGACCUGGCAGCGUCCCACUUCAGUGUCGACACAACGUACAGACCGCUCAUUCCUGUUAACAAACUCACUGUGUCUGAAUCCUACGAGAUGUACAUGAGCCGGAGUUACCAAGUGACCAAAGACAUCCUGUCCGACUGCAAAAACACCGGAAACAACGUGCUGAUUGUAGCCCACGCGUCUUCUCUGGAGGCCUGCACUCGACAGCUGCAGGGCCGGGGUCCGCAGACCACCAAAGACUUCAUACAAGUCGUCCGAAAGAUUCCAUACUUGGGCUUCUGUUCCUGUGAGGAGCAGUCGGACUCAGGGGUGUGGCAGUUAGUGGACCCACCCAUCCUGCCUCUGACUCACGGACCAAACCACACGUUCGACUGGAGGGAAACUCUGAUGCAGGAAUGACCCAAAACUGCAAUAAAUAAAGUUAUAACGAACUGAAAGAGACUACGACGCACUGUCAGCGGCUUCACAGAGACAUUUCACUGAGGGUGUGUUUGCUCAUUGAUGCUCCAUGAGGACUAAUGCUGAUAACAUUAAUCCUCUAGCGCCAUCUUCUGGUUUACUUUUGCUGCAUGACACAAGGGAGUUUGGACUGGGAGAAAGCUGCACUGUGUGGAAGCUCCGAGCCCAGUUUUGUGAAAAAAAUGAGUGAUUAAUUUAUUUUUCUUAAUGAUUGUACAUGAAGUUAUAGUUUGUUUAAUGUAAAACCCGACAGAAAGAGCUUCCUAUUCACAGAAAAAAGACUCAGGUUCUGUAUUUAUGGCAGUCGAGUUCAAAAUGAAAGCUUGAAUGAAUUGUUCUCUGGCUCUUUUUCCAUUUACUUUUCAUUUACGUUCAAUGUCAGUGUCCAUAAACAACAUUUUUAACAUAAUAUUAGCGAAAAAGAGCAGAACUAUAUCGCUUUUUCUUAUUGUUAAUUUCAUUUGAGGCAUCAGGUGACAAAAAAAUAAAAGAUUCUAAACUAUUUGUGGCUAAUACAACUGUAAAUCUUUAUGUGGAUAAUAGAGAAAUAGUAAAUUGAGGCAUAAAAAGUCAAUGUGAAACCAAUUUAAGCAGAGUCUAUGUCAAAUUAAUAUUUAUUUAUAUGUAAAAAUGUAAAAAGAAUUAAUAAAACACAAAUUUAUAGGGGAAAAUCCAACAAAAUAUUACUAAAACUCUCCAAGAAAGUUCAAUUUUGUCCUGUUAAUGCAUUAUUUUCAGUAUUGAUACGUGUUUAAAUUAGUUUCAAUGCUAAUUUAGGUAUUAAUUAAGAUCUGAGUAUUGUUUUUUUGACAUACUUUAUUACUUACACACAUGAGUACACACGUUUCCUGCUAAUAGCACAAAGCAGGUCACCCCUUCAUUUCAUUUUCACAUAUCAAACACUCCGAGCUCAGGUUUGGUAAAUAUUUGUAGGUUUGGAGACGUGAUGAAGUUGUUUAUUUCGUGUCCUGUCUGAGAUUUUCAUGACAAACUUCCCAGAUACACAGCCCGCGUGUAGCACAUGCAGUUCACUCCUUUACUUUGCUCAUAUUAUAUUUAAAAGUGACAUGAAGGUGGCACAAACUGCAAUAUUGACAAUCAUACUGUAGCUUAUGAUUCUGGUCAGCAGCCUCUUAAUGUUUAAUGUCAGCUGUACGUUCAAGUUGUAAAUAAUUAUAUUUUUGGGGAUGAUAAAGUCUUCCAUUUCCUUUGCGUUUUAUUUAUUAAAUGUCUCUUCCAAGUGUAAUAUUUUUGAAGGACCAUCGCAGUUAUUGGCAUGCUACGAGUACUGCGCUGUAUCUCAGGUGUUUACUGCAUUUAAACGUAAAAUAUGCAGCUUUGGGUGACCGUGCUAUUGUGACGUUUAUGUACAACAGAAAUAGCAACUUUAAAAUAGUCAAGAAUGAUGUAGUUUAUCGAUUGACUGAAAGAUUCUCCAUUAGUCCAUUCAUUUUGGUGUAAAACGUCUGUAUUUAAUGAACAACAUGAUGAACGAUGUAAUGGCCACUGUUCAUUUUACGGGAAAAUAUUAUAUGAUAAAAGUUUGUAAUUUGUGUCAUGGUGUGAUGGUAAAAUAAAAAGUAUUACAUGAAAUUCAGGCUUUAUUAAAGGAAUUUUCUGGAUUU